Messenger RNA from Telopea speciosissima, 996 nucleotides. RefSeq lists its product as uncharacterized. The transcript is spliced from 7 exons. Bases 181 to 741 code for a protein of 186 amino acids. The record is from RefSeq and is a predicted model, not a curated record. Lineage: Eukaryota; Viridiplantae; Streptophyta; Magnoliopsida; Proteales; Proteaceae.
GAUCGUAACUCUCUUCUCAAUUGGAGAAACUGAAGGGUGUUUCAUGUUUAUUUGAAUCUCAUCUUAUCGAUCUGACAUGGAAGACGACCUCUCAAGUUCUCUAUGAGGUCUUUAAUGGCGUCUUGACUCUUGAUACUUCGAACACUGAUAGUCUGAUGGUCGAAAACUUUUCUGAUUGCCAUGGCUGCACCUUUCUUCUCCACGCCUUUCCAGCCCUACGUUUACCAGAGUCAACAAUCAGCUGUUAUACCCUUUCAAAUUUUGGGUGGUGAAGCUCAGAUUGUUCAGAUCAUGUUAAAACAGCAAGAGAAGGUCAUUGCAAAGCCUGGUUCUAUGUGCUACAUGUCUGGAUCCAUUCUGAUGGAAAAUGUUUACCCCCCUGAAAACGAAGGCGGAAUGUUUCAAUGGCUUUUUGGAAAGAGUGUGACUAGCAUAGUUCUCCUAAAUCCUGCUCCAAAUGAUGGAUUUGUUGGAAUUGCUGCACCUUCACUUGCUAGGAUACUCCCGAUUGACCUGGCAAUGUUUGGUGGAGAAAUUCUAUGCCAGCCAGAUGCGUUUCUUUGUUCAGUCAACGAUGUAACAGUUACGAAUGCAGUUGAUCAUAGGGCCCGUAUUGUUGUUGGUGGUGCAGAGGGAAUUUUGAGGCAGAAGCUCACGGGCCAGGGACUAGCCUUCAUUGUUGCUGGUGGAUCUGGUAUUCAUUCCUUCCCUUGUCAUAGUGCUUCAUUCAAGGUUGCUUAGGGGUUUCCUGAACCUGGUUUAUUGAUGGUGCUACUCUGAUGCUGUGAUGAGAAGUCUCUUGCCCAUUUGGCAUUUAUUGUUGAUUUAUUAUCUGUUGAUUUUUACUCUUUGACUCUAGUGAACACAACAAAAUAAUGAAAAUUUGACACGAUUAUGGUAAACAGUGAAUAAUUGUGGGUAGAAAUGAGAGAGACAGGAAGAUAAUUGUGUAACAGCAAAGGAAACUGCUGAAACUUGAAAGACAUCCGAACAAAG